UUCAAACUCGGGGAAUACGCACAUGAUUUGGUCAUAACCUUCUUCGCUGGUUCGCGUCAAGAGCUGUAGUCCUUGUCGCGCAAAUCUGAUCGGUUUGAGUUCUUGCUUGCGUUUCACUCACCUUAAACGCCGCCUUCUUCUGUUGGGUACUGAAAUUGUUCCUGUUGCUGGAGAAUCACCAAAGGAAAAGUUCUGCGGAAAUUUUGUUGGGGGUUGCGUGUGCCUGUCUGGUGUCUUACAGCGUCGAUUUGUGAAGUUGGAAGCGUGAUGGCCGCUCAAGCUUUCUUUUCACCGAGCGUAGCUCUUGAUACACUUUCUGCGGCGCGCUGUUUACUCGACAUGUCAAAAAUUUUUCCGAAGAAACCCGCGCCGGUGAACUCUGAAAACACGCCAUCGUCUCCUUUGUUGAUGUUCGCGAAAAUCCUGGCUUCGAUGGAAGAAGAGUGCUCGCUGAUAAAGAAACAUUCAUGUCUUGGGAACACUACGAAUCAGACAUCGAACGUGAAGGCAGGAGCCGGCUUCGGAGUACAUUUUAAGGAAACAGAGCGCGAAAAAUUUGCCUCCGAUGUAACCCCGAACGAGAAUGGUGGCGUUACAGGAUACGGUAAUGACGACACGCCCUCUGAACUGUUCACGAUACCAAAACAAAAGCCUCGGCGCCGAAAUUCGCGCCGGAGAAGUGAACAAGAGAAGAAAAUUCACGCUUGCCACUACAACGGUUGCGAUAAAAAAUACGGCAAGAGCAGUCAUCUAAAGGCACACCUCCGCACGCACACGGGAGAACGCCCGUUUCAUUGCACUUGGUCUGGCUGCGAGAAAAAAUUUGCUCGCUCUGACGAACUCGCACGGCAUUAUCGCACGCAUACGGGGGAGAAACGCUACGUUUGUGGCAUCUGCAGCAAGCGUUUCAUGAGAAGUGAUCAUCUUUCGAAGCACGCAAAAACGCACGGAUUGAAAUCCCGCAAAGAACUAGCGAGACCCACAAAUCCAAUGUUCUUUUGAAGUCGAACGCGGUGGGUACGCGUUGAAAGAGACAACUGUGCGAGAGUUCGCGUGCAAUUUUACUGUCAGUUGUAAAGAAUGGCUUUGCCGGUCGAUUUCUGCGGCGAAAACUGUGCGAUAAAUGGAAAAUCAGUAGGGGACAUUUUAAAAUAGAAUUCCAAUGAUGUUAUAUUAGCUAGUAGGUUUCUUCAAUUACUUUUGUUCCCGGACAAUUGUAUUUGACAUAUUCUGAGAAGUUUACAAAAACGCUGUCCAAUCGACCAUUGAUUUUAUAUUUUUGAACGAGAAUAGUCGAUGAUUUAGACGCAUUUCAUCGUAAAUUUUAAUGUUAGACAUCACAGAAUAUUCACAAAGUAAUUUUGUAGGUUGAAAAGGUGUUCCUUACACCCUUCUUUUUAAGUAAGGAUAUUUUUUUUUGCAAACGGUGAAAGUUUUUAAUCGAACGUAUGGCAAACCGGUGUUGAAAUUCAGCUGGACUGGAUAAACAUGCUACCUUUUAUUAUAUCGCUUUGUUUGAAACUUGAAAUGACGUGAGGCCACGCAGACGUGAGGUGAAUCAUUUAAUAAAAAUUACCUUUAUGAUUGUA
Molecule: messenger RNA, 1589 nt
Organism: Stylophora pistillata
Lineage: Eukaryota; Metazoa; Cnidaria; Anthozoa; Scleractinia; Pocilloporidae
Biological process (GO): regulation of transcription by RNA polymerase II
Molecular function (GO): RNA polymerase II cis-regulatory region sequence-specific DNA binding; DNA-binding transcription factor activity, RNA polymerase II-specific
Source: RefSeq, a predicted model, not a curated record